AUGACGCUGUCCGGGAAUAUCGCCUUUUUUAAGAAGAUGAUUUUUGCACCGCUGAUCUGGCUCGGAGCGAUCCUCAUGCUGGCAAUCAAGUUCAUACGCAAGGUGCAUACGGUGACAACAGGUAGUUCUGACAAGCCGCUCAUGCUGCUGCUGCACGGCUUUCCUGAGCUGUGGGGAAUGUGGGAGCAUCAGCUGAGCCAUUUCAAAAAGGGCUACAACGUGGCCGCUAUCGAUAUGAGGGGCUACGGAGAAAGCUCUCGCCCCGGAGAUCCUAGAGACUACUACAUCGAUCGCCUUGUCCAAGAUGUGGUGGAUGUGGUGCAUGAACUCGGCUACAAGACGUGCGUCCUCGUCGGCCACGACUGGGGUGGCAAGGUGGCAUGGACAACCGCAAUCAUGCACCCAGAGACAAUCGAGCGCCUUGUAGUCAUCUCUGCACCGCACCCAACUGCCUACAAAGACCCCGACUGCUUCACCUUCAAGCAGAAUCUGAAAUCAUCCUACUUCCAGCUGUUCUAUGCCAAGGGCCUGGCAGAAAGAGUCCUGCUCAACAGCGAUGUGGGAUUAGUCGACGAUUCCCUGAAAAAUCCUCCUAAGGGUCCCUGCACCCCUGGGGCAAUAAGCGAUUCAGAAAUAAUAAGGACCAAAGCCGCGCUCGCGCAGAAGCCGGGGGAAGGUACUGAGCCUUGCCCAAUAAGCGCUGCAACCGCCGCUCUGAAUUACUACCGAGGCUGGGUGGACAACGAGACCUGGAAGCCCAUUCCAGAGAUUGACGAGGCAUGUGCUAAAAUGCUGGAGAUUCCCACGCUUGUGCUGCAUGGCAAAGAGGACGGGUACUUCCGGUCUGAAAUGUUCAACAAUCUUGACAAGCAUGUGCGCCACCUUGUGCUACCGCCAGCGCUGGAAGAUUGCUCCCAUUGGUGCCCCCAAGACCAGCCUGAAGCAGUCGACAAACACAUCGGGGAAUUCCUCGCGACAAAAUUUCCUGCGUACCAGGCUCCCCAGAUUGUCUAG
Messenger RNA from Coccomyxa subellipsoidea C-169, 1014 nucleotides. RefSeq names its product alpha/beta-hydrolase. The coding region runs from base 1 to 1014 and encodes 337 amino acids. Gene Ontology annotation, molecular function: hydrolase activity. The record is from RefSeq and is a predicted model, not a curated record. The transcript is spliced from 7 exons. NCBI's taxonomy places the organism in Eukaryota, Viridiplantae, Chlorophyta, Trebouxiophyceae, Coccomyxaceae.